Molecule: messenger RNA, 2729 nt
Organism: Moneuplotes crassus
Lineage: Eukaryota; Ciliophora; Spirotrichea; Euplotida; Euplotidae
Source: the annotation of a GenBank genome assembly
CAUAACGUUAGUUCUAUAAAUGGCUGAUAAGCUUACUCCCUUAUUAGGUGACGAAUAUAAUAGCAUUGAAUCUUCAAUGCACAUGACCUCCAACAAUAGCAUAAAAUUCAACACCCAAGGAAUAAAAGGAAGUCAGAGUUCACUCCAAAUAUGCUCGGAUAGCGAGAACUCUCUAGAAGAGCCAACCGAAGUUCUCCAAAAACCCUUCAACACGGUCUAUUCCGACAUUAAAAUGGAAAGAAUAAAAACAGAUGAAAAGGGAGACACCUUUAAAAACACCAGAGCUCUUUACAAUCUGCUUGAGUUCUCAGGAUCCAAGCCAUCUAGAUUAAAACUUCCUGAAAAGUCUAGGAAAGAUGACUUUGUUGAGCUUCAGCAGUCUAAAAAGAUCAAGAUCCAAGAAUUCUCUGAAACUCAGUCACUUAGUAAAAAGGAAUCCCCCUCGAUAGAGAGUCUAAAACCCAAGUCCAUAAAUCGGUCUUUGGUUCAUUUACGAGUCCAACAUUUCAGCACUGGUAUUAACCAAUACCGACAGACAUCCUAUAACGAAUGGAUAGAUUAUUUCUCCAAGUCUUAUUUGAUAAAAUCUCAGCCCAUCAAAGACCCAGAUUUCGUAGAGGAACCAAACCAAAAAGCAAUUUCAAGCAGUUCAUCUCUUCCUGUACCAAUAAAAGGCCAAAACAGUCUUAAAACAACAGGAAAUCUCCCUGAGAAGUUUCUCAGAACCUUAAUGAAGCCUCCAAGAGAUAUUGACUCACGAAGUGAUUCUGACAUGAGUUUCGAAUUUGAGAAAACAAAGACGAACCAUCAACCUCUCUACAAAAACAACCUUAAAGAGGAAGUCAAGACAGAGUCACUGAUUAUCUUCAAUGAAGAGACCGACACCCCAGAGCCAAACUCAAAACCAGAUGCUUCUCCCGAGAACCAAGAUAAGAUAUUUGGAGGAACAUCCAGCAUUAUCGACUCUACACAGGAAUUUUACCUCAAAACUGAAGAUGAGGACGAGAAAGAAGACAUAAUCCUUCAGUCUAAUAGUUUGUCUCAGGAGAUUCUCAAAGCUCAGAUUCAAAGUCCACUCCAAUCAACCACAAGUAUUCAACUCAACUGGGAAAAUUAUACCAUCACAGAACAUGAGAAUGAAACUACUUCAAAAGAGAAUACAGCUACAAUCUCUAAAAUCACCUCAAAUGAUUUCCAAACCCAGACAGAGCAGCUCCUUGAGCCUAGAGAAGUUAGUUCAUAUGUUGAAAAGGAGAUAAAUACCAUGGACUGGCGCCAAGAGAUGCAUGAUGUAUCCUUGGAUGCACUUCCAUUACCUGAGUGCCAACAAUGAACCCACAUUGAUAAACUCCAGAGCACUAUUAAAAUCCUUGAAGAAGAGAAAACCAGCCUUGAGAAAAACAUCUGAGAGCUCACAGAUAAAAUAACUUCUCUUGAGUUAGACCUUCAGGCCAAUAAAAUUGGCAAGAAAUACUCAGCCCUUAUGAAGAUAUUUGAAGAGUGCCAGAAUACAUGGAAAAAGGAGAAUGAUAAUCUCAGGAAAUUACUGUUAGGAGAUGGUUCUAUUCCGGAUAAUAACAGUAGAGAACCCCUCUUAAUUAUUUCCUUGAAGGACAUCAAGUCUAUUGUCCAGGACGUCAUGAAAGAAAGCGAUCAAAUCAAUCCAGAUACAAUCAAGGAUAGUGCAUACUCAUCCCUAUCUUUGAGCUUGACCUGUGCUUAUAAAGCUAAAGGAACUAAUGCUUCCUCCUUAAAAUAUCCUUCAGAUCAAAACUCAAAACAAAACGACGGGAUUGAUUCAGCAGAUAAAGAUGCUUCAAAAUAAUACCGAACAAAACAUCCUUUCAGAGAAAAACAUUGACAAUGAGUACAACACUCCUAGAAAUGAAGAAGACAAAAGCAAUUUUGAGACUACUCCAGCUUCCAAAAGUAGAUCAAAAUCUUUCCUUCUAUUCAACGAUGAAAGUGUGCACAAAGGAAUUCUCCAAAAACCGCAGGAUUUAGAGAAACUUGUACAUUCCCCACAGAGUAUAAAGAAGAUCCUCAAUUCAGGAUCAGACCAGCACUGCAACUUGCAAAAUAAUGAUAUUGCAAGGAACCUUGACUUCAUGAGCUUCAACAGAAACGAGUCUGGCUGGGGCGUCAACCAGAGGAUAAAGUACUCUCCUCCAAGAGCAAAUCUGAGGGACAAAAAUUUAGACUUAAACAUUCCAAAAAUUAGUCAAUCUGAGUCUUGCAGGAGUUUGCAUUAUGGCCUCUCAAAAUUUAUUGAUAAAAAGGAUUAUUCCAAGAAGAUUAAGACCAGAAACCAUGCUAGAAAGGGCAGUAUUGGUGAAAGAGCAGGCUAUUUAUGCUCAGAGCAAAGAACUAGACCUAACAAAACGCCUGAGAACAGAGAACAGUGGUUUAUACAACAACUUAGGAAAUAUGGUAAUCCCAAAGGAGAUAUCGAAAAUCUUGGGCAAGUGCAAACAAAAAGGAGUCAUUACAGGAACUCAAGUAACCCAUUCUCCUUUAAUAACUACACCGAAAGCGUCAGUUCUAACAUGAAAUACUCAGAUAAACACCUCCAAAAACUAAAAUCCCAAAAAUUCCCCCAAAAACUACCAAAACAGACUUGCAAAAAGCAAUCAAAGCAUAAAAUCUCCAAAAAGGGUCUCAAAAGCGAAUGAGCGAACCAAGAUUGUAAACCUGGCAAAAAACUGAAGAUGUAUUUAAACCCAAUUUAA